UCCGGUUUCAGCACCACGGCUAGCUCCUUCCCGCAUUGUCGUGAUUUAGGUCGUCCACCCCUCUGCUUGUUUUGCGGAGGCAACUUUUGACUAAAGGCUGUUGGAGUUGUGAUUUGAGAAAGCUUUAUGUUUUUUCUUUCCAUGUUUCGCAUUCGAGGUGGCUGACAGAAGGAGGACAUAGGGAAGAGGAUCUUCAUCACAACGCACUGAGAUGCAUUGAACAUCAUGCAGUGACGGCAUUUAUUAUUUACCUUUAUUUUAGUGCUCAGCUCUGCAACGAAGAUUGCAAGACGACAGAGGAAGAGGAAUAAGACCAUAGUGGAAAAGACAAUCUGCAUGUGAAAGUACUGGAUCUGGUGCUAUCGGAGGCAAGAGAUGCAGCCUACAAGCAAGCUUCUGAGUCUCACCCUCCUCGUCUUGAUGGGCACUGAACUCACCCAAGUGCUGCCAGCCAACCCGGAGGAGUCAUGGCAGGUGUACAGCUCAGCUCAGGACACAGAGGGCCGCUGUGUAUGCACCGUGGUGGCGCCUCAACAGACCAUGUGCUCGCGGGACGCCAGGACCAAACAGCUCCGGCAGCUGCUAGAAAAAGUCCAGAACAUGACCCAGUCUAUCCAGGUGCUGGACCAGCGGACCCAAAGAGACCUGCAAUACGUGGAGAGAAUGGAGGUCCAGCUGAAAGGUCUGGAGACCAAGUUUAAACAGGUGGAGGAGAACCACAAACAGAACAUUGCCAGGCAAUAUAAGGCAAUAAAAGCGAAAAUGGAGGAACUUAGACCAUUGAUACCAGUGUUGGAGGAGUACAAAGCUGAUGCAAAAUUGGUAUUGCAGUUUAAAGAGGAAAUCCAGAAUCUGACGUCUGUGCUAAAUGAACUCCAGGAGGAGAUUGGAACCUAUGACUACGAGGAGCUACAAAACAGAGUGUCAAAUCUUGAAGAGAGGCUUCGUGCGUGCAUGCAAAAAUUAGCAUGUGGGAAGCUGACAGGAAUCAGCGAUCCAAUCACAAUUAAGACGUCUGGAUCAAGGUUUGGAUCCUGGAUGACUGACCCCCUGGCACCUGAGGAUGACACUAGGGUGUGGUACAUGGACGGCUACCACAACAACCGAUUUGUGCGGGAGUACAUGUCCAUCUACGACUUUAUGAAUUCCGACAACUUCACGUCUCACCGCCUCCCCCACCCGUGGUCGGGCACGGGUCAGGUGGUCUACAACGGCUCCAUCUACUUCAACAAGUUCCAGAGCCACACCAUCAUCAAGUUUGACUUCAAGACCUCUGUCAUCAGCAAGUCACGCCAGCUGGACUAUGCCGGCUACAACAACAUGUACCACUACUCCUGGGGAGGCCACUCGGACAUCGACCUCAUGGUGGACGAGGGCGGGCUUUGGGCCGUCUAUGCCACCAAUCAGAACGCGGGGAACAUUGUCAUCAGCAAACUGAACCCCAACACCCUGCAGAUCGUCAAGAGCUGGACCACCAAUCACCCCAAGAGGAGCGCAGGAGAGGCCUUCAUGAUCUGUGGUACGCUAUAUGUCACCAAUGGCUACUCCGGUGGGACCAAGGUGUACUAUGCCUUCAGCACCAACUCAUCCACCUACGAGUACAUUGACAUACCGUUCCAGAAUAAGUACUCUCACAUCUCCAUGCUGGACUAUAACCCUAAAGACAGAGCGCUGUAUGCGUGGAAUAAUGGUCACCAGGUGCUGUACAAUGUUACCUUGUUCCACGUCAUUCGCUCCGAGCAGGAGCAGUAGAUAGCUAGCCAUGCUGUGACCUUCUAAUUCUACGGCAGACCUGGGUUCAAAUACUAUUUGAUUACGUUCAAAUAUUUUUUAGCAUUUGCUUUAGCCUGCUUGGAGUGUAAGAUGGGUGGGGUUUGUAGUUUUGCAACAGUUACGUUGGAUCCAUUGCACCAGGCAAGCUCAAUCAAACUUGGCUAGAUCAACUGAAUUUGAACACAGGUCUGGUCCACAGAAUAUUUCAAAUGUACGCAGAUGGAAAUGUACGCAGAUGUGCAGAUGUAAUCGCAGGCGCAGCGAAUUACUAAGUGCUUCUAGCUCAGGGUUUCCCAAACUAGGUCCUCAGGACCCUAAGGGUUACACAUUUUGGUUUUUGCCCUAGCACUACAAAGCUGAUUCGAAUAAUCAACUAAUCAUCCGAUUUGAUCAUUUGAAUCAGCUGUGUAGUGUUAGGGCAAAAAACAAAACCUGCACCUCUUGGGGUCCAGAGGACUUGAGUUUGGGAAACGCUGUGUAACGCCAACAGUGUAGUAAUAUUUAGCAAUAAAAUAAAAAAAAUCACACAUAAUCCAGAAACAUUUAAAUACAUGAAGAAAUUAAGAAACAUGAGAACGAGCAAUGUCAGAGACCGGAAUAUAAAUAUAUAUACAUAUAAUGGUGUCUAAAGACAGUACGGGCAGUAUAUGAAUAGAAAACGUGUGUACAGCAGUAGUUAUAUAGGAUGAGCCAUGACUAGAAUACAGUAUAUACAUAUAAAGUGGGUAGAACAGUAUGUAAACAUUAUUAAAGUGACCAAUGUUCAAUGACUGUAUGUACAUAGGGGCUGUAGUCUCUAAGGUGCAGGGUAGAGUACUGUGGAAGUAGAGAAGUAUCCUGUAUGUUACUCAGUAACAAGAAAUAAAGUACAUCAUGAUAUAUAAUGUGUAGAAGGUAUAGAAACAGAAUGUAAGAACAGGUACCGAAAAGGUAAUGCCUUUCUUGAUUUUCGAUGACUUCAAAAGUCUUAUAUUGAUUGUGUUUUUAUGGAAUUACCCACUCUUGACUUCUUUCAUCACAGAGGAAUAGCGCAGGCUAAUGUAUCGUAGUGUAGAAUUGAAUUACUCUAGAAGCUGAAGGGAUAUGAAAUCCUGGGCCUUGUUUAUCAGACUAUAUUAAACCAAACUGUGGGACACAACACACAAUCAUGACCACUUUCCCCAGGCGGGUGCUACUCAUUGGUGGUGACUGAGGUCACGUUUCCCCUAAACAUCUGGAAGAGCUCUAUAUAACAAUACAUUUAUGUAUGAGAGUGAAUUAAUUCAGUAAUUAUAAUUACUGGAUCAGAUAAUAAAGGUUGUCAAAUGGAGCAGCCAUUUACCAUGUAACUCGAUACCUGCAUCUUUAAAGGUGGAGAGAGACUAGUGUAGUGAUCAUCGUAACGCAGUGCCAUGUUUCUUUUUUUGUUGAAUUUUUACCCCGUUUUCUCCCCAAUUCUUCGUGGUAUCCAAUUGUUUUAGUAGCUACUAUCUUGUCUCAUCGCUACAACUCCCGUAAUGCCUCGGGAGAGAUGAAG
Messenger RNA from Oncorhynchus gorbuscha (pink salmon), 3289 nucleotides. RefSeq names its product noelin. Lineage: Eukaryota; Metazoa; Chordata; Actinopteri; Salmoniformes; Salmonidae. The transcript has 6 exons. Gene Ontology annotation, biological process: signal transduction. The record is from RefSeq and is a predicted model, not a curated record. The coding region runs from base 376 to 1752 and encodes 458 amino acids.